GUAAGGCUAAGAAGAAAAAUCUGGUGGCUGGCGGCUUUUGUGUCUUUCUUACUAGUUGCGUGUAUGAUUAAGAUCAUCAUCAUCCUUGACCAUCCUGACAAAAGAUAUAUACGAUUUCCCUCAAAUAAAUUUUAAUUAGAUUUCGGUGCACCAACUUUAACUCAGCAGCAGCCACAUCUGACUUUGUUAACUUUAUUUCCCCCCACUCAAUCCCAUUAAGAAACUUCUUUCUUCGCCAUGGCGUUGCGAAGCGUAAUCUUCCUGAUUCUAGUCUCCCUUCCAGCUUCAUUGGCUUCAGCCAACGAUAAGCUAUCGGCAUAUCAAGUUCUUCAACAGUACGACUUCCCAGCAGGCAUCCUUCCCAAGGGCGUGAGUGGGUACGAAUUGAAUAGAGGCACGGGUGAGUUUUCAGCUCAUUUGCAGGGAACCUGCAACUUCAAAAUUGACUCCUACGAACUGAGUUACAAGUCCACCAUACAAGGAGUGAUCUCCCCAGGCAGGAUCACAAACUUGAAAGGUGUGAGCGUUAAGGUUCUCUUCUUCUGGCUUGACAUCGUCCAAGUCAUCCAUGAUGGGGACGAGAUGGAAUUCUCCGUAGGGAUCGCCUCCGCUAACUUCCCUAUUGAUAACUUUUACGAGUCUCCACAGUGUGGGUGCGGCUUCGACUGCAAUCGGUUCAAUGCUUUCGCAGCCGCCUCCAUUUAAUGAGGUGAGUACUCGUCGCCUUAUGAUAAAUUACUUUAGGGUAUGUCUUAGGUUUUCGGUCUUUUGGGAAAUUUAUGGUUAUGGUAUUAGCAUUAUAAUUAAGUCGGUCAGUUGAGUAUGGCAGUUUUAAGUUUUUAACCUAGAGAUUUCUUCUGAUUUUAACUUUUCAUAGUAAAAUAUUAAAGAGAAAGGCAACUUUCUGGAAUUGAAGAGAUGAAGGAUAAAAUUCUAAAAUGAAAAUAGAUGAAAAAUAAAGAGAUUAAGAGUAAAAAAAGAAAUUAAAAUUGGUUGAACGCUACAAGGUGAUGAUGGUUGGACAGAGUAACAUUAGGAUGGAGGUGAUAAGGAUAGUUAUUUAUACAUUUUUGUGGAUCUUGAGUUCAAGAUGGUUAUAUUUGGUCUCUUAUCCAAACCUCUGGAUGUAAUCAUCCAUAUAAUAUAUAUUUAUAUGUAAGAGAAACUCCAAUUGUUAGUGUUGUUUGAGAUAAUUGUUAGCUUAAUCAUGAAGGAGCUUCACAAUCAGUGCUUGUAUACAUUGUUGGGGUAAAAGUAUUUCCGGUUGUAUUUUACUUUAUAUAUUAUUCAAAAAUAGAUUAAUUAAAAAUAAAUAAAAUAAUUUUUCUAUUAAAAAUUUCAUGAAUUUUAUUAUUUUAAUAUAUUCUAAUCUAGUAAGGUUAAAAGUGUGGGUUUCAAUCUUGUUUCUAGAUCUUUGUUGUUCGUCUAUGGCCUCUUGUGUUAGGUUAUUUUAAGUCCAUUAAUUGUUUCAAUCAUUCGUAUCCAAUGUAUUACUCCUAUGUUACUUUUAUUGCACUAUUUUUUUAAAACGAGUUUAAACCUUUAAGGGGAUGGCAUCAA
Gossypium raimondii (Peruvian cotton) is the source of this 1560-nucleotide messenger RNA. RefSeq lists its product as hypothetical. The record is from RefSeq and is a predicted model, not a curated record. Bases 238 to 705 code for a protein of 155 amino acids. NCBI's taxonomy places the organism in Eukaryota, Viridiplantae, Streptophyta, Magnoliopsida, Malvales, Malvaceae. The transcript has a single exon.